GCGGUGCGGACGCCGCCCGAGCGAUUCUGGGAUAGCGAUGGGGACGCCCGGGACCUCGGCGGGUGCUCUGUUUCUGUCCCCCGCGUCCGCGCCCCCGAGGAAGCGCGCGGCUGGGGAGGCUGGAGAGGCCGGAGUUGCGAGAAGCAGGCAGCGGGUCCUAGAUGAAGAAGAGUACAUCGAGGGACUUCAGACAGUUAUCCAGAGAGACUUCUUCCCUGAUGUGGAGAAGCUACAGGCACAGAAGGAGUACCUGGAGGCUGAGGAAAACGGAGAUUUGGAGCGCAUGCGCCAGAUUGCCAUCAAGUUUGGCUCUGCCCUGGGCAAGAUAUCUCGGGAACCUCCACCACCUUAUGUUACUCCAGCCACCUUUGAAACUCCUGAGGUACACCCAGGCUCUGCUGUGCUGGGCAACAAGCCCCGGCCCCAGGGCCGAGACCUAGAUGAUGCAGGAGAGGCUGGAGAGGAAGAGGAGAAGGAGCCGCUGCCCAGCCUGGAUGUCUUCUUGAGCCAGUACACAAGUGAGGACAAUGCCUCCUUCCAGGAGAUCAUGGAGGUGGCCAAGGAAAAAAGCCAUGCACGACACGCGUGGCUCUACCAGGCUGAGGAGGAAUUUGAGAAGCGACAGAAAGAUAAUCUUGAACUCCCAUCGGCAGAGCAUCAAGCCAUUGAGAGCAGUCAGGCUGGAGUGGAGACCUGGAAGUACAAGGCCAAGAACUCUCUCAUGUACUAUCCUGAGGGUGUCCCUGAUGAAGAGCAGUUGUUUAAGAAGCCGCGACAGAUAGUACAUAAGAACACACGUUUCCUCCGAGAUCCCUUCAGUCAGGCUUUGAGCAGGUCCCAGCUUCAGCAGGCGGCUGCCCUCAAUGCCCAGCACAAACAGGGCAAGGUCGGCCCUGACGGCAAGGAACUCAUUCCCCAGGAGUCCCCCAGAGUGGGCGGCUUUGGAUUUGUUGCUACUCCUUCUCCUGCUCCUGGUGUGAAUGAGUCCCCACUGAUGACAUGGGGAGAGGUUGAGAAUACGCCCCUGCGAGUAGAAGGAUCCGAGAGCCCCUAUGUGGACAGGACACCUGGACCCACAUUCAAGAUCUUGGAGCCAGGACGCAGGGAGCGUCUGGGCCUGAAGAUGGCCAAUGAAGCGGCUGCCAAAAACCGGGCCAAGAAGCAGGAAGCGUUGCGGAGAGUUACAGAGAACUUGGCCAGUCUUACUCCCAAAGGCCUGAGCCCAGCCAUGUCCCCAGCCCUACAGCGCCUCGUAAGCAGGACAGCCAGCAAGUACACAGAUCGUGCCCUGCGGGCCAGCUAUACACCAUCCCCAGCACGAUCUUCCCACCUCAAGACCCCAGCUGGUGGGCCGCGGACACCCACAAGCACCCCAGCCCCUGGGUCUGCUACACGCACACCCCUCACACAGGACCCAGCCUCCAUCACAGACAACCUGCUGCAGCUCCCUGCCCGACGCAAAGCUUCAGACUUCUUUUAGAGCCAGGCCUGACUGGACCUGUGGAUGUUUUGUGGAACACUUUGUGGAGCAUCUAGGGCAGCUUUCUACCACUCAGAGGAUUCCAGGCCUUGGAGACACAGACCACAGUUGAUUAUUCCAGGAGCCACAAAUAUAUAGUGUUGUUCCCGUGGCCAGGUUGGCACAUUACGGGGACCAUUCCUUUGGAAGUAUAGCGUUGGUGCUGUUCCCAGGGCCCCGCUGAAAUGCCUUCUAGCUAACCCCCAAGUGAAUCCUCAUUAAAGAACACCUGGAACUGUCUGGCCGGGCUGCUGAUCCAUGUCCUGGGGCCCAUGUGGGUGUCUCAGGGUUAGAAGCAAGGGGUGCUGGGGAGCUGCCUUCUAUGCUGAGAUCACCCCCGAGCCUCCCACUGUAAAGGAUACCACAGACCCCAAAAGUAGAGCCAUUGAGCUUGUGGGCCUCCCACUCAGAGCUGGCCAUUGUUGGUUCUGGGCUUUCGUAUCAGGUGUCUGCAUAUCAGGCUCACCAGGACCAGUCCUUUUCCUGUGACUCGAACCAGUACCUCCCAGCAACCUGGCUGCCUCCCUGUCCUCCUCUCUGCUUGACCCACUGUUCUUCAGCUCUGCCUGCUGGACUCUGCUGAGACACCAGCUUUACCUCAGCCUGAGCUGUACUAUGAAAAAGAGUGCAGGCUCCCUGCAAACAUGCAAACGCCAUGCGCACCAGCAACUAAGAGUAACUAGUCCUCAGGUGACUAGAGGCCAGCUACGCCUGUUAGCCUGCGCCUACAGAGAGCUGAAGGGUCCCUUCUCGGCCGAACAGAGUCAAAAACUAUGAUCUAAUUCCCCAGCCUGCGUACGGUUUUCAGGCCACAAGUGGCAUCCUAGGGCCUGCCCUAUGUUAAGGGCAGCCUUAAGCACAGCACACUCUCCUGACACCUCGGUCUUGCUUUGAUCUCAUGAGAGCCACCUUUUCUAGUCUGCUGGCAUUGGGCCUCUGAGGCUUCAGCACUCUGAAGACCUCUGGGGUUGGGUACCUUCCUCCUUGGGCCUUCUACUACUUAGUUUUUGUCAGUUUGACAGAAGCUAGAAUCACCUGGGAAGAAGGAACCUCAAUUGAAGAAUUACCUCUCAUCAGAUUGGCUUGACGGCAUGUCUGCAGGCAUUUUUUUGAUUGCCAAUCGAUGUAGGAGGGCAGUGGUCUUGGGUUGGGUCAGAAAGCCUGGGAGGAAACUAGAGAGAAAGCCAGCCAGGAAGUGACACUCCUUCAUGGUGUCUGCUUCAGCUCCUACUUGAGGUCCUGCUCUGGCUUCCCUCAGUGAUGGACUGUGAUGGAAAGUGUGAGCUGAAUAAACCAUUUCCUCCCUUAA
Mus caroli (Ryukyu mouse) is the source of this 2828-nucleotide messenger RNA. RefSeq names its product ess-2 spliceosome associated protein (gene Ess2). The record is from RefSeq and is a predicted model, not a curated record. Lineage: Eukaryota; Metazoa; Chordata; Mammalia; Rodentia; Muridae. Gene Ontology annotation, cellular component: catalytic step 2 spliceosome.